AUGCUAGCACGGCGUUUAUCUUCCAGACACAUAGCUGCAGCAGCAGCAGUUGUCCUGGUGAUCUUGAUGCUUUACUAUAAUGUCCUACCAGACAAGGAUGCCACUGUUUCUCGACUAUAUCCUCCGGUUAUUGACUCAGAGGGCCAAACCUCACCAGACGUCUGGCAGCGGCGAGCAGAGCAAGUUAAGCUUGCAUUCCUCCAUGCAUAUCGUGGUUAUGAACAACAUGCUUCUCCUCACGACGAGUUGCUCCCAUUAUCCAAUGGGACAAAAGACAAUUUCAACGGUUGGGGUGUCACAGCAUUCGAUUCGCUCGACACCAUGAUUUUGAUGGGACUCGACAACGAGUUCACCCGUGCACUCCUCCUUGUUGAGAAGGCUAGCUUCACUAUCAAACCGCGCGUGCUCUCCGAAGGCCGUGAACAGGAAACCUAUGCUCCUUUCUUUGAGACUGUCAUUCGUUAUCUUGGCGGACUAUUAUCGGCUUACGCCCUUUCACGCGAGCCAAUGCUUCUGAAGCGAGCUGACGAUCUUGCAAAUCUACUCUCUCCUGUAUUCAAUACGACUAGUGGACUUCCAUUCUUUGGCGUCAAUACCGUUAAUUUCGAUUUUCUGUGUCGGCAGGACUCGCCUACUUUGUUGCCACUAUUUGCGUUCGGCAUUCUUGCAGAGAUAGCAAGCUGCCAGCUGGAAUAUACCUAUCUUGCUCGAGCUACCGCAAAGAAGGAGCACUAUGAUAGAGCAAACAAGAUCAUGAAGAGCUUAGCAAGCGCUGAUGUCAGGAGAACAGGAGAUAUGUUUCCUAAACGAUGGAAUCUUACCUCCGGGCAACCGGCAGACGAAUCGUUAUCUGUUGGAGCAGCUGCGGACAGUGCCCACGAAUAUCUGCUUAAGCAGUAUCUCCUCACAGCGCGGAGCGAUCCGUCAAGUCUGCAGAUGUAUUUACGAACAAUCAACCAUAUACUGACCCAUCUCCUCUACAUCUCGGACACGCGAGGAUUAGUGUACGUCACCGAUACAAACACGGCUAGCUAUGUGCCCACCCAUAGAUUCGAGCAUCUUUCCUGCUUCUUCCCGGGUCUUCUGGCCCUCGGUGCGCACACACUUAACUUCUCACUCGCUGAUCUCGAUCCAAGUACGCUCGGACCGGAUGGGCUCCGCUCAUACGAGCUACUGAAGAAAUACGACUUACGUUCGCUACAUAUGUGGGCCGCGGAAGGUAUCGCGACGUCCUGUUGGCUGAUGUACGCCGAUCAGUCGUCGGGCCUGGGGCCUGAAGAGGUUACCAUGCGUCCUAGAACAGAUGAUUCUCACCAGUUGUCGACUAAGUUCACCGGUGGACCGAAAGGCGGACCCGUCGUGCAGGGAGGAUUGCUGUGGAUCGAUGAAAUGGAGCGGUGGCGGAAGAGUGGUGCACGAGGGGUACCUCCUGGACUGGGGGACAAACCAUCGAUGAAAUGGGUGCACGAUGUAAAGAGGCAGAAAUCCAGAGAUUACACUGCUAUAGAAUCAUUCUACAUUCUAUGGAGGACGACCGGAGAUCCGGUAUGGAGAGAGCGUGGAUGGGCUGUGUUUGAGGCUAUCGAGAGGGAAUCGAAGACCAUGUCAGGAUACGCCUCCAUCAGUAAUGUGGAACGUAGUCCUGCUCCUCUGAGGGAUGAUAUGCCAAGUUAUUUCCUUGCUGAAACAUUGAAGUAUCUGUAUCUUUUAUUUCACGAGGAAGACAUGUUACCUCUUGAUCGCUGGGUGUUCAACACGGAGGCUCAUCCGCUUCCUGUGUUUACAUGGGAGGCCUGGGAGAGAAAGAAGUUCGGUAUACCCAGCCCACCUUUGUAA
This is a messenger RNA of Sparassis crispa, 1836 nucleotides long. Its product is annotated as seven-hairpin glycosidase. Lineage: Eukaryota; Fungi; Basidiomycota; Agaricomycetes; Polyporales; Sparassidaceae. Gene Ontology annotation, cellular component: membrane; endoplasmic reticulum. The record is from RefSeq and is a predicted model, not a curated record. The transcript has 11 exons. Gene Ontology annotation, biological process: N-glycan processing; carbohydrate metabolic process. Bases 1 to 1836 code for a protein of 611 amino acids. Gene Ontology annotation, molecular function: calcium ion binding; mannosyl-oligosaccharide 1,2-alpha-mannosidase activity.